Molecule: messenger RNA, 1263 nt
Organism: Cladophialophora bantiana CBS 173.52
Lineage: Eukaryota; Fungi; Ascomycota; Eurotiomycetes; Chaetothyriales; Herpotrichiellaceae
Exons: 2
Coding region: 1-1263 (420 amino acids)
Source: RefSeq, a predicted model, not a curated record
AUGUCGGGUUUCGAAAUCGCCGGUGUUGUACUCGGAAUCCUGCCGAUCGUUGUUAACCUCAUCGGCGAGUAUCGAGAAGGCGUCGAUACCGUCAAGACUUUGAUUGUCCUUGUCCAAAUAGUGCGCGAUGAAGAAGACAUAGCGACAUUGCUGCAGCAUCCGGACAGUGACCUCUGGAAACGCAGCCAAUACAAUGCAGACCUCGAGAGAUUGUUGAAAACCAGCUACGGAGCCUAUAUGGCGACUAUGAAUGAACUCGUCUAUCUUCUCGAUAGUCUGAAGGAAAGGUUGGGCGCCAAUUCGUCGCCGUCGAACACGAUGCGGAGUUUUAAAAGGAUCAGUGAUCUCCUUUCCAAGGGUGUCUAUGAAACGCUUCUCGGCAAGAUCAAAGCUGCAAAUCAAACACUAUUCACCAUUACCGAACAAGUCUACACGUUGGCCGAGACUCGAAAGACCCGUUGGCCGAAUCGAGGGUUAUUCCAAGACUACGCCAAAAUUAGACGGUAUGCUCGCAGUGUGUAUGACACAUUUGUGUGUGGCAAUUGCUGGAAUUGCCCCUGCAAAUCGAAGCACAUCCUUCAGCUGCGUCUGGAGAAUCCACCACACAAAGGCCAUGCCGGUUGGCCGAAGCGUAUCCAGACCAGGUCCAAAUUUGUCAUUCACCGACUUUCACACGAUGAAGGUAGCGAGCUAGGAGACUUGAAAUCAGGGGAAGAAGUAGAGAUUGAGGCAGCUGACCUACAAGAUCAUGCAGACUCCACAGCAUCCCGAAAAGUCACACAGACACAAACCCCUCAAGGCGCGAAGAACAGUGAGCCGAAAGGGGUCCAUUUCAGUCUUAUCAAGUCGACCCUCGAGACGAUCCCGUGGCCGAUGAAGGACGACCGUAGUCAACAGAUUCUUGAUAUCUGCAAUGCUCUUAAGCUCUGCCCAUGCGAAGGUUCGAAGCGCGAACACGUUGGUUUUCUCAUCGAUGAUUUCAAUCGCCGUCGGCACGACAUUUAUAUCGUCAGAAAACUUCCAACUAACCAAUCCACUCGGUCCGUCAAAAGCAUUCUCGCCGAUCAUUCUUUAUCUCCAAAGGUGGGUGGCAUUCCACUGCCGCCCAUCAGUCAACGAAACAGACGGUACCUUGCGGCUAUUUUGGCCUCGGGUGUUUUCCAGCUCCACGGAAGUUGGUUGGAAUCUCAAUGGGGCCUCAGCGAUAUCCUGCUGGAGUCGCAAGCAAACUACUAUUCUAACAACUUGAUCAGCCUUCCGUAG